Messenger RNA from Cuscuta campestris, 2183 nucleotides. NCBI's taxonomy places the organism in Eukaryota, Viridiplantae, Streptophyta, Magnoliopsida, Solanales, Convolvulaceae. The record is from the annotation of a GenBank genome assembly.
UGACCCUUCUUUUCUUUCUCCCCACCACCCCUUCAAUUCUUGCGUUUCUUAUGAAUUCACCCCUUUCUGUUGCUUCUUGAAAAACCCAGAGAUCUUCAGCCUAGCAGCUUCCUUUUCCUGUUUUUAUAAUUUUUUUUUUUCGUAACUGGGUUUUAGAUUUCUUGGUAACGAGGUUGCAGAAGAAGAAGAAGACGAAGAGAAAGAGAGGGGAGUUUCUGGGUGUUCAUAAAGUGAGGGAAAGAAUAGAAAUAAAGAGUAGAAAUGGGUGAUCACAGCCACCAACCACCGCAGCCAGAGGCGGCUCGUCCGCCGCCGGUGAUGCCGCUCGGUGCAGCAAGAGGCCCAAUUUACCCUCCCGCCGAGCAGCUUCUUCAGCUUCACUACUGCAUACACUCCAACCCUUCCUGGCCUCAAACUUUCUUGCUGGCUUUCCAACACUAUGUGGUUAUGCUUGGAACAACAGUGAUGAUUGCGAACCUGCUUGUGCCUCGUAUGGGUGGGGGUGCGGGUGAUAGGGCCCGUGUGAUUCAAGCCUUGCUAUUUACAUCUGGAGUGAAUACACUUCUCCAAACGCUUCUUGGGACACGGCUUCCGACGGUCAUGGGUCCUUCUUUUGCUUAUGUUAUAUCAGCACUGUCAGUCAUAAAUGAUUUUUCUGAUGGUUACUUUUCUUCUCAGCAUGAGAGAUUUCUUCACACAAUGAGAGGCAUACAAGGUUCGCUAAUUGUCUCUUCGUUUAUUAAUAUCAUUCUUGGCUAUGGUCAGGUCUGGGGAAAACUUACAAGGCUCUUCAGCCCAGUAGUUAUAGCUCCGCUGGUAUCUGUUUUAGGUCUUGGUUUAUUUGCAAGGGGCUUUCCAAUGCUUGCUGAUUGUAUCCAGAUUGGGCUCCCUAUGCUAAUUUUGCUAGUUAUAUUCCAACAGUAUCUGCAACGAAUCCAUCGAGUUGCAAGCCCCAUGCUUGAAAGAUUUGCUUUGCUCUUUUGCGUCGGUGUCAUCUGGGCUUUUGCUGCUAUUCUUACUGAAGCCGGUGCUUACAAACAUGUUAAGGAGAGCACCAAGCAGAGUUGCUGUACCGACCAUUCAUACCUUGUUUCAUCUGCUCCAUGGAUCAAGAUUCCAUAUCCUUUCCAGUGGGGUACUCCCAUAUUUAGAGCAAGCCAUGUUUUUGGAAUGAUGGGGGCUGCCCUGGUUACGUCCGCAGAGUCCAUCACAACAUUUUAUGCAGCGUCAAGGCUAGCAGGUGCCACAAUCCCUCCUGCAUAUGUUAUAAGCAGAAGCAUUGGCCUUCAGGGUAUAGGACAGCUCCUUGAUGGGUUUUUUGGUGGUGUUGUUGGUACAACUGCAUCGGUUGAGAAUGUGGGCUUACUCGGGCUAACUCGAGUCGGGAGCAGAAGAGUUGUGGAGAUAUCCAGUGGUUUCAUGAUCUUCUUUUCUAUAUUUGGGAAAUUCGGAGCUCUCUUUGCAUCUAUUCCUUUGCCAAUUUUUGCGGCCGUAUAUUGCAUCCUGUAUGGCAUUGUCUCUGCGGUCGGGGUUUCGUUCAUUCAGUUUGCAAACAGCAACUCAAUGCGAAACAUCUAUGUAUUGGGCGUGUCUCUGUUCAUGGGAAUAUCCAUACCGCAAUAUUUUGUGAUGAAGACAGAUAUUGGUGGCCACGGACCUCUUAGGACCCAUGCCGGAUGGUUCAAUGGGAUAUUGAACACAAUAUUUUCGUCGCCGGCAAGUGUUGCAAUGAUAGUUGGGACAGUUUUGGACAACACGCUUCGAGCUCGGGACACAUUGGAAGAGAGAGGCGUCCCGUGGUUAGUCCCAUUCCAGCAGAGGAGAGGAGAUAGCCGAAACGACGAAUUCUAUAGCUAUCCCCUCAGGAUUGAUGAAUAUAUUCCUUCUAGAUUUGCCAAGUAACUUUCAUCUGCUGCAAAAAAAAAUGUUCAUAUUGUAUUGUACUAUAUGUGAAUUUUGUACCUGUAACUUACCCAACUCUGUAAAGUUCUGUGGGCUUUUCAAAUUUUUUUUAUCCUCUUAUUUUGUUAUGCUGUAUUUUUUGGUUGGUGCUCUGUGUACACCACACCUAACCUAUACACCAUUUUUAUUUUAAACAGAUUUUUUGUUUUUGUUUUCAAAGAGUUAACCUUUGGGCUUUUCAAAUGUUUUAUUUGAGAGCAAAAGAAAGACUUAACCUUGGG